This is a messenger RNA of Arctia plantaginis, 1470 nucleotides long. NCBI's taxonomy places the organism in Eukaryota, Metazoa, Arthropoda, Insecta, Lepidoptera, Erebidae. The record is from the annotation of a GenBank genome assembly.
AUGCGGUCUAUCGAGGUAUCCGUGUUUCUGUUAUUAGCCAUCAGUUUGGCUAUGUGUAGUGAAAACGCAGUAAUUUGCUACUAUGGCACUUGGGCCACGUAUCGACAAGGAAAUGGGAAGUUUGACGUAGAAAAUAUUGAUCCUCGACUGUGUAAUCAUCUUAUUUACGCUUUCGCUGGAAUUAACAGCCAAGGUGAAGUUAUUUCUCUGGAUCCUUAUUUGGAUCUACCGGACAAUUGGGGCAGAGAUAACUUUAGGAAAUUCAAUGCCCUGAAACAGAAAAAUCCGCGAUUAAAAACUCUUUUGGCAGUUGGAGGAUGGAAUGAAGGAUCGGCAAAGUACUCCAUUAUGGCCGCUAGUACAGGAUUAAGGAGAAACUUCAUCAACAGCAUAUUAAGAAUGCUCACAACCUAUGGUUUUGAUGGUCUAGACCUCGAUUGGGAAUAUCCUAAUCGCAGAGAUACUGUUCAUGGAAAAGCGGAUAUCGAUAACUUCACACAGCUAUUGAAAGAAUUGAGAGAAGCGUUUGAUUCACAUGGCUUUCUAUUAACCGCCGCUGUAGCAGCUAUUGAAGAAAUGGCAAUUUUAUCUUAUGAUGUCCCAGCUAUAUCUCGGUACUUAGAUAUUAUAAACCUCAUGUCGUAUGAUAUGGCUGGAUCCUGGGAUCCGGUGACUGGUCACAAUUCUCCCCUACACAGAGGAGAAGGAUACGAAGAUGAUUCAAAGCCAAUAAACUGGUAUACUGUUGCUAAGUCUUUGCACUUCUGGAUAAAUUCAGGUUGCCCACCAGAAAAAUUAGCCGUAGGCGUUCCAUUUCAUGCUCGUACAUUUAGGUUGGUGAACUCUAAUAACAAUGGUGUCCGAGCGCCUGCGAAUGGAGCUGGUCUCUCUGGACCGUAUACCGUCAGCCCUGGAACUAUGGGUUAUAAUGAAUUUUGCUUCAAACUUCAAACAGAGUCAUGGACAAAGCGCUAUGACAGUUUAGCCAAAGUACCCUACGCUUUCAAAGAUAAUAAUUGGGUAUCAUAUGAUGAUCCUGAAUCGAUUGUCAUCAAAGUUGAUUACGCUAAAACUCUUGGCAUUAAUAAAGUGAUGAUGUGGAGUAUUGAAUCUGAUGAUUUUAAGGGUCUUUGUGGUGAGGGUGCUAAUCCUUUACUAAAAGCAAUUAAUCAAGCACUCGAUAAUGAAAUUGAGCAUGUUGAUAGCACAACAACUAGACCCUCUACUAUUGGUUCUGCUACUUCAACAUUAAGUUCAAGUAUAACUUCUGGGACAAGUACAACAGAAUCAGCACAACAGUAUUCCUGCAAACAAGAAGGCUUCAUACCCCAUUCUCAAAAUUGUUCAUUUUUCUACAUGUGUGUCCCGGAUAACAGGGAUGGUUUUGUAGGUGUCAAGUUUCAAUGCCCUGCUAACCUCUUCUGGAAUCAAGAGCAACUGGUCUGUGAUUGGCAUUGUCAAGUCAGAUAA